Molecule: messenger RNA, 855 nt
Organism: Mucor velutinosus
Lineage: Eukaryota; Fungi; Mucoromycota; Mucoromycetes; Mucorales; Mucoraceae
Exons: 2
Coding region: 1-855 (284 amino acids)
Biological process (GO): regulation of transcription by RNA polymerase II
Cellular component (GO): nucleus
Molecular function (GO): DNA-binding transcription activator activity, RNA polymerase II-specific; RNA polymerase II transcription regulatory region sequence-specific DNA binding
Source: RefSeq, a predicted model, not a curated record
AUGUCAUACUCCCCUUACGACUCAUACUUAUCAAGCUUAGACUCUCUAGUGUUUGAUUCUCCAAGCGAAGUGGUUCAAUCAGAGAAAGAUGUUGCUGAUGAAUUAGAUUUAUGGAGUAACGCACAAUUCACCUUCGAUGUCAAGCCUGGUGUUGGCAUUUACGAUGAAGAAAAGAGCAAAUCCUCUCCCAAGACAACUGCAAACAACAGCCCUGCCAACGCUGCCGCUGCCCAAUUCGAAUCUGCCUCUGGUCUGGACCCUGUCACCUAUGAUACUCUUGUAAACUACCUCGAUUAUGAGCUACCAAGACAACAAGAGGUCAAGUUGGAACCCACCAAAGCUGUUGCUGCUGCAAAGACCCCCUCCUCUCCUCCUGCUAUCAAGAAGCAACGCAUUCAACCUCGUCCUUUGGCUCCUGCUCUGCCUGCUCUAGCUCCCAAUGUUAUUGCUGCUGCUCCUACUCCCAUCGCACGUCAAGUCUUGUUACCUAAACCUCCUACUACAAACAUCAAUGCUAACAUCUUGUCCUCUCUUUUGGCUACUGCUACUUCCUCAUCCGCUAUGUCUGUUGCUCCUCCCUCUCCAAAGAAGACCGCCGCUCCCAAGAGAACAAUCGCAGAAGUUAAAAAGAGCUCAGAAGAACCCACAAACCCUGAUGAAGAUAAACGUCGUCGCAACACAGCUGCAAGCGCUCGUUUCCGUGUCAAGAAGAAGAUGCGUGAACAAGCUAUGGAGCAAUCUGUGCGCGAAAUGACUCAGAAAUCUGAUAAGCUCCAAGAUCGUGUGAACAACCUGGAAUCAGAGAUCAAAUAUCUUCGUAGUUUACUACUUGAUAAAGCUGCUCGCGGUCAAUAA